Baudoinia panamericana UAMH 10762 is the source of this 5214-nucleotide messenger RNA. RefSeq lists its product as uncharacterized. Gene Ontology annotation, cellular component: zeta DNA polymerase complex; nucleus. Gene Ontology annotation, molecular function: DNA binding; DNA-directed DNA polymerase activity; nucleotide binding. The transcript is spliced from 3 exons. The record is from RefSeq and is a predicted model, not a curated record. NCBI's taxonomy places the organism in Eukaryota, Fungi, Ascomycota, Dothideomycetes, Mycosphaerellales, Teratosphaeriaceae. Gene Ontology annotation, biological process: error-prone translesion synthesis; double-strand break repair via homologous recombination. Bases 1 to 5214 code for a protein of 1737 amino acids.
AUGCAACUGUUGGAUCAGAGAUUUGAAGGGGCCAAGGACCAUACUCCUUUGAAAUCAACAGUGAACAGGAAAGAGUACAUAGUGGAGGAAUCGGCUCACCCAGCCGGAUCCGAUGUCUUCCGUGUGCGGCUCAACUGCGUCGACCACUACCAACACCCACCAACUUCACUUGAUCCGCUCUUGUGGGGCCCUAAAGCACUCUCAUCGACUCAGAGAGGCAACCUACCCCAUGUGCCGAUCAUUCGAGUGUUUGGCGCGACGGAGACAGGCCAGAAAGUCUGCGCUCACAUCCACGGCGCCUUACCAUACCUCCUCAUUUCGUAUGCCGGAUCACCCGAUGCCGACCAGGUGGAGAAGUACAUAGCAACCGUGCGACACUCUAUCGAUCAUGCGCUGGCUCUUUCAUAUCGCCGCAAUCCGUACGAUAACAAUGCUAGGAAUAGUACGUUCGUGGCUCACAUUUCGCUUGUGAAAGGCGUCCCUUUCUUCGGAUACAAUGUUGGCUACCGCUACUAUCUCAAGAUUUACCUACUAAACCCUUUACACAUGACGCGGUUUGCAGACCUUCUGCUCCAAGGCGCCAUUCUGCAUCAAGUAAUCCAACCAUACGAAGCGCACCUGCAGUUUCUUCUGCAAUGGAUGUGCGACUUCAACUUGUAUGGUUGUGCAUAUAUCGAAGUCAAAGCGGAGAAAGUGCGAUGGAGAGCGCCAGUGCCGGAGUUCGAGGAGCUGGAGAACCCAGGUCACUUUUGGCAUGACCGUAGUAUACCGCCUGGUAGCAUCCUUGAUGAGCAGCGUUACCCACGUCAGAGUCACUGCCAGCUCGAGCUUGACAUUCGAGUUGAGGAUAUACUAAAUAGACACGAAGUCCAACCGAGGGAGCUUCACUAUUCCUUUAUUGAGCGCCUAGCAUCGCUUGAGAACCUGCCACCAGAGGAGAAGCUCGUUCAUUCGAUGGCUGGUUUGUGGAAAGAUGAAACCAAGAGGCGAAAGAAGCGAAUGGGCAUCACUGAUCCCUCCUCGUCGCCCUUCCCGCCGGAGGUCUUGGUCAGCAUGUCCGCAGAUCCGCGGAAUGACAGGAAAGGCGGUUGGAGGCAUGAGGAAGAGUUUCGAGAAAGCGUAGAGGCACUCGCACGGCAGGAAUGGAAAGCCAGAGGCGGUACUGACAUGUCCUUCGAGUCCUUCGCCGGUCCGCAGGAGGCUGAUGGUGUGCAAACUGUGCUUGACAGCGUCAACGAGCUGUUUCACGAACGUCUAAGUGCUGAGUGGAGCCGGAAAUACCAACUCGCAACGAUCGACAAUGAUAUCGGUGGCCUGCAUGGAUUCCAUCAAGGUCAGGCCAACGAUGGUCAGCUUGGAGAAAUGGCUCUGGUUGACAUGAGCAGCAUUGCACAGCUGUCACUUGAUGACGGCUAUGGAAGUGAUGAAGAGGUCGCAAAGACUCAAGCUUUGCAGCAGCAACAAAAGCUCAAUAAUGCGAGACUUGACGGGGCUCUGGACGAGGCGAAGGCGAACGGUCCUCCUGAAGAGAUCGAGCAUCAUGCGCAGCAUGUUGAGGAUGUGCCAGUCCCUGAGGAGACGCUGCGCAGCGUGGAGCAACAUGGCGGCUACAAAAGGGAAGCGCCGGAUACCCACCACACCGAUCACAAGCGACUAAAGACUGGAGUGGACAGUAGCGGAGCCCCAAGAACUAAACGAGUGGCCUUUUCCAUGGUGCCAAAUGACACCGAAUCUCCUACUACCGCGGCUGGUCGUGUUCCGGACGAUGAAGGUCUUGAAGAUGUGCCCCCAAGCUGCCAGCGGGCGGUGCCACAACAGAAAGCGCUUCAUAAGCCGGCAUUUCAACCAACGAUACAGCAACCAUCAUGCUCUCAGCACUCAUCGCAGUCCUCCCCUCAGCAAAAGAACAAGCUCAAUUUCGUGACUGUUAAGAACCCACAUGAUCCGGAAACGAAGAUGCGACUUAGCCAGAGGGAUGAUCUUGGACCUCAGAAAAUCCCGCAACAGAUAAGCGAGAAAGUGCUAUCCUUCACUUCUGACCUGCCGAUUGCUGCGUUGUCGUCGUCAAAACUUGCUGAUACAUCCACCCAUCUAACGACGAGGCCUACGAUUAGCGCUGAGGUGGCGAAGAAGUACAAAUCCUCCUUCGCGUUCUCGGCUAAGACCGGCGUCUUGAUCUUCGGCCAUACUCCGCCGUCAUCCGACGAAGUCGUACAGAGCCUGGAUCCGCAUGUCAUCUAUCAGGAUGCGUAUUACAGCAAUGAGCGAGACGUGCCUGACCGGCCACGGGAAUAUGCUGGGCAGGAGUUUCGGCUGGAGAGCAAGACGCUUCCUUAUAUACCACCAUUCGGCAAAGUGGCUGGGAAUGUAAAUGCUAAAAGCGCGGGCAACGAGAAGGCAAGACUUGAUCUUGAGGAUCUGAGACGACGGAAACAAUGCACGCUCAAAAACUGGGAGAUCAUGCAGCCACCGCCCACACAUGCAGAAGUGCAUGCUUGGCUGAAGACUGCAGCAUCGACAGAUGCCGACAUAGACGAGUUGGAUGCGCUUGAGAUCGACGGCCCACCUACUGCGUCGCAAAUCAAGCGGAAGAAUCGACCGGCGCCUGAGCUAAGUCAGAUCGAUGGCCCCACGCAGAAGAGUAAGCAUGGCUUCAAGUACUCCCAGAAGAAGAAAAGCACGAGCGUACAGCACGAGACGGGCUACAUGUCUACCAUGGCCCUCGAGGUGCACAUCAACAGCCGCGGAGACCUCGCGCCCGACCCAGAGCGGGACGAGGUAAGCUUCGUGGUCUGGUGUCUGGCCGAUGAGCAGAUGGAAGAUGAAAGCGUCAAAAUGGGCAUUGCAGUGCUUGACAAGGUGCAGAUUGAUGCGGAGGACAGCGAGUUGGACGUCAUCAAUCGCAUGGUCGAGAUCGUGCGAACGUACGACCCGGACAUACUUACCGGCUUCGAGGUUCACAAUAGCAGUUGGGGCUAUCUGAUUGAGCGUGCCCGGCUACAAUACGAGUACAAUUUGCCCGACGAGUUCUCUCGCAUGAGGUCGCAGUCUCAUGGCCGGUUCGGUAAAGAUGCCGACCGCUGGGGCUUCACACAUACUUCUACAGUGCGCAUCACUGGCCGGCACACAAUCAAUGUGUGGCGCGCAAUGAGAUCCGAGCUCAACCUAUUGCAGUACACUAUGGAGAAUGUGGUCUUCCACCUUCUGCACCGACGCAUACCGCACUACCCUUUUUCGACGCUGACGAGGUGGUAUACCAGCAGCAAGCCCAAAGACCUGUCCAAAGUGCUUGACUAUCUCAUCACUCGCACAGUGUUAGACCUUGAGAUCCUUGACGCCAAUGAGCUAAUACCAAGGACGUCGGAGCAGGCUCGCUUGCUUGGGGUUGAUUUCUUCUCUGUCUUCAGCAGAGGCAGUCAGUUCAAGGUCGAGAGCUUGAUGUUCCGUAUCGCGAAGCCGGAGUCGUUUGUGCUCGUCUCGCCGUCUAGAAAGCAGGUUGGGGCCCAGAAUGCGUUGGAAUGCUUGCCACUGGUGAUGGAGCCGCAAUCCGCCUUCUACAACUCACCUCUACUCGUCUUGGACUUUCAGUCUCUAUAUCCAAGUGUGAUGAUAGCGUACAAUCUCUGCUACUCCACUUGUCUUGGCCGAAUCACGGACUGGCGUGGGACGAACAAGCUCGGGUUUGCGGACUUCAAACGGGAGCCGGGUUUGCUCGAAUUGGUCAAAGACAAGAUCAAUAUCAGUCCAAACGGCAUGAUGUACGUCAAGCCCGAAAUGCGGAAGAGUCUUUUGGCGAAGAUGUUGGGCGAGAUCCUCGAGACUAGAGUCAUGGUCAAGAGCGGCAUGAAGGUCGACAAGGGUGACAAGACUUUGCAGCAGCUGCUCAAUAACAGGCAGCUUGCGCUCAAGCUGAUUGCUAACGUGACGUAUGGCUACACAUCAGCCUCGUUCUCCGGCAGAAUGCCAUGUUCAGAGAUUGCAGACAGCAUUGUGCAGACAGGCCGCGAGACCCUAGAGAAGGCCAUUGCACUCAUACAUCAUACGGCGCGAUGGGGCGCGGAGGUUGUGUAUGGUGACACAGACUCCUUGUUCGUUUCUCUUAGAGGUCGAAGCAAGGCAGAGGCGUUCGAGAUCGGCAACCAGAUUGCGAAAGCAGUCACAGAUAUGAAUCCACGACCGGUCAAACUCAAGUUCGAGAAGGUGUACCAUCCAUGCGUUCUGCUCGCGAAGAAGCGGUAUGUUGGUUUUAAGUAUGAGUCACCUUCUCAGACGGAGCCAGAGUUCGAUGCCAAAGGCAUCGAGACGGUGAGGCGAGACGGCACACCAGCAGAACAGAAGAUCGAGGAGAAGGCAUUGAAGCUACUGUUCCGGACGAGCGACCUUAGUCAAGUAAAAGCGUACUUUCAGAAACAAUGCGCGAAGAUCAUGGGUGGUCAGUUCAGCAUACAGGAUUUCUGCUUCGCCAAAGAAGUCAAGCUCGGGACGUACGCAGAUAAAGGGCCCCCGCCACCAGGAGCUCUGAUAGCAACAAGGAGGAUGCUCCGCGAUCCGAGAACCGAGCCCCAGUAUGGUGAACGUGUGCCGUACGUCGUCAUUGCCGGUGCGCCUGGAGCUAGGUUGUGGGAGAGAUGCGUCGAGCCGGAAAGACUUAUCAACGAUGAGCGCGCCGAGCUCGACGCGGAGUACUACAUCUCGAAGAACCUGAUACCACCGCUGGAGCGCAUCUUCAAUCUUGUCGGCGCGAAUGUACGGCAGUGGUAUGACGAUAUGCCAAAGGUGCAACGCAUUCGAAUGCUGGGAGGUCCGCGUGACGGUGAGAUUGUCAAAGGGAAGAAGACGAUGGAAAGUUACAUGGGCUCUUCGUUGUGCCUCGCUUGCCGUGCACGUCUGCCACCGAUUCGGCCCGAGGACGCCGAGCAGGCUCUCCCGCUGUGUCAGCGCUGUCGCGAAGAGCGCCGGCAAGAGACACUCUUAACUCUGCGCCGAAAGCUGCAGAAGGCCGAGAAGAAGGUAGGCGAUAUGCACGGUGUCUGCCGUUCCUGCGCGAAUCUGUCUCCUGAUGACGAGGUCAGAUGCGACUCUAGAGAUUGCCCGGUGAUGUACAGCAGAGUGAAGUCGGACACGCAGCUAAGUGUGGCUAGAUCUGGGCUAGGAAAGGUGCUGGAUCUGUUGCAGCAAGAAGUCUCGGGCGAUAAGGAGCAGUUCCAGUGGUGA